UUUCCGCUCUGAUGAUCACAGUUAGCGGAAGCUGCACUUGUGAAGCUCUGUAGCCUCCUCAUCUUGCACUAUUGAGAAUUUAGCUGCUAACUAGCUAACUUUAACGUUUUACAGGUUUCGUGUCGGCCUGAAAACGGGCACGAAGCGACACACAAAGACCUUCAGAGUUAGCUAAGAAAGAAAAGUCUGCACAUAGGAGCAGGGCAAUGCCGCACAAUUUCCAACCCGGAGAUCUGGUCUUCGCCAAAAUGAAGGGGUACCCCCACUGGCCAGCCAGGAUUGAGGAUGUGGCUGACGGGGCAGUGAAACCCCCACCCAAUAAAAUACCCAUCUUCUUCUUUGGCACCCAUGAAACAGCAUUUCUAGCACCGAAGGACCUUUUUGCCUACGAGAAGUACAGCGAGCGGUAUGGAAAACCUAAUAAACGGAAGGGCUUCAAUGAGGGGUUGUGGGAAAUCCAGAACAAUCCUCAUGCCUCCUAUAGUGCUCCUGCACCAGCCAGCUCGUCUGACAGUGAAACUAAUGAAGGUGCAGCUGGAAGUGAUGCAGAGGAUGAUGAUGAGGAAGCAGUGGUUCCCACUAAAGCAGAUUCAGGGAGUGACUCUGAUUCUGGAAGUGAGGAUCAAGGAAGAGGUGGAGGAGGAGGUGGUGGCGGUGGCGGAGGAGGUGGUGGUGGUGUAAAAAGAAAGGCCCCUGCAGCCAAGCGGCCCCCUGUGAAGAAGUCUCGGGGUUCGUCCAGUGACCGGGAUGGAGAGGAGAGUGGCUCACCCUCUGAGCCAGAACCAUCCCCAUCUGACUCUGACUCUGGAAAGAACAGUGACCAGGACUUUACCCCAGAGAAGAAGGCAGCGGCAGGCCGGGGGGGUGGCAUUGGGAAGAAAGCGGGAGGUGGCAGAGGGAAGAAGAAGAAGGCAUCGUCAGACUCCGACUCUGACUCUGGGUCUCAGUCGGACAAAAAGAAAGGGGGCAGCGACUCAGAGGAUGAGAAACCACGGCCUGCUCUGUCCGGAUCAGAGUCCCAGUCUGGCUCCAAAUCUGACUCUGACUCCGAACCACCGCCUCCACCAAGGAAGGCACCGCAAGCACGCAGGAAAGAGAAGGCUCCUCCAAAGCCUCGGGGUGGACGGAAACCCAAAGCCGCACCGGCCAGAUCUCUGGCCAGAGCACCUAUGUCUUCUGAUGACAGCGACAGUGACAGUGAGCCUGACCUGGUCAGCAAUUGGAAAAAGAGAGACGAGGAGCGUCGGAAAGAGCUGGAGGAACGGCGGAAGAAGGAGCAGGCAGAGGAGAUCCUCAAGUUUCGGGAGCGAGAGAAGGAAGAAGAUGAGCAAAGAAAAAAGGACAAGGAGAAGGGAAAGAGCAGUGGUGACAGCAGCUCAGAUGAGGGUGUAGAUGAUCAUCCGCUAAAGAAGUCCAAGAAGCCCCCACCCCCCCCGAUCCCCGCACCCUCCGACUCUGACUCUGGACCUGAGAUGAAAAAAUCUGUCAAGCGUUCAGACAACCAGAAGAAAGGCAGAACAAAGAAAGAGAGGGAUCACGGGAAAAACAAAAAGGAGAAAGAAGUAAAGGAGAAGAGAGUACAGCGGUCAGAGGAGAGGCCCAGAGGGAGGUCUAAGCCCGAAAAGCCCAAACGCAAACCAGAGAGACCUCCAGAGAGGAAAGUAGAGAAGAAAAAAGAGCCAACCCCAGACGAAAAGCUGCAGAAGCUCCACACUGACAUCAAGUUUGCAUUGAAAGUGGACAACCCUGACAUAGAGCGCUGUCUACAGGCCCUGGCGGAACUUGAGGCUGUGCCGGUCACCAGCCACAUCCUGCAUAAGAACUCAGAUGUAAUUGCCACACUUAAAAAGAUACGUCGAUAUAAGGCAAGCAGUGCCGUUAUGGAAAAGGCCAGCCAGGUCUACAAUAAAUUAAAGGGGCAGUUUGUGGUAAAGUCUGAAAUGCCCACUAAACCCAAAGCUGAGGGAAAGGAGGAGGAAGAAGAUGGGAAGGAGAUCCCAAACCCAGAUGUAACGCCUGUGAAUGGGGAAUCAGAAGUCCAGAAAAUGGAUGGCACUGAGUCAGAGGUUACCCCAAAGUCACCGGUUCAGGAAGAGAAAAAUGAGCAUAUGGUUUCAAGCCCCAAAAGGCCCAGUCUUGACAGUCCCACUGAGCAGCAGACACACACUGAUGAAACGCACCACGCUCUCUCUGCAGAGGCUGAACCACAAGCAAUAGAGAGCUGAAGAACUCUGAAGAGAUGGAAUACAAUUGUUUACCACGGCUAAAAGGAAAGCUCACUAGUCUCGUCUGGGAUACAUGGCACUGUGCUGACCCCUUUUGUUGUUCGCGAUUGUAUUUUUCCUUUUAUACAACACAUUGGCCCGUCCCCAAAUCCUCCCCCUCGAGCAACCUUGCUUUAUUUUUCUCCUACAUAAACUCUAACUUUUGGUCUUUCAUAUUGUAUGUAUAUUGACAGAUUCCAUUUUUAGUAUUUUUAACAAGAAAAGAGGAGCCUUGUCAUGAAUGUUCUGCUUUGAAAUAAUUGUACGUUGUCACAUGAUUCGAGGCAUCUUUUGGCUUUGAGAAAGAUAUUGGAGCCUAUAGAAAACCUAGAAAAAGCUCAUGUGUGGACAAGUAUGAGUGUGGUCCUUUUUGCCAGUCUUGACUGUUAUGAUUUUUUUUUUUAUCUGCUUAUUUCCAAUAAUCCAGUCUCACCAUGAACAUAAGCCAUUGAAUGGAACCACAUGUUUUCCAACUAAUGAGUAUGUUUUCUGAUACUGCAUCUACUUUUGACCCAUUGAAUGCUGUGAAAGGAUCCCCCUUGUUAUCUGUAUUUUUUUGUCAUCUGCUUUCAAUAACUUGCCCAUUGAACGGGAUAAAAUACAUUGUACAGACUGAACAAUAAUGAUCUUCAUCACAAGUUGUUUAUAUCCCAUGUAGCUGAAGCCAGUGGACAUUUGCUUGUCAUACGGAAGUGUUUUUAGUGCAAAUGUAAAUUGGUAAAAUAAUUUGAAUCAUUUAGUUGAGAGUUGAAUAAAAAAUAACAGCAUGGUA
Esox lucius (northern pike) is the source of this 3036-nucleotide messenger RNA. RefSeq names its product HDGF like 2 (gene hdgfl2). The transcript is spliced from 16 exons. The record is from RefSeq and is a predicted model, not a curated record. Lineage: Eukaryota; Metazoa; Chordata; Actinopteri; Esociformes; Esocidae. The coding region runs from base 207 to 2225 and encodes 672 amino acids. Gene Ontology annotation, molecular function: transcription coregulator activity; double-stranded DNA binding. Gene Ontology annotation, cellular component: nucleus. Gene Ontology annotation, biological process: regulation of transcription by RNA polymerase II.